AUGGCAGCGGCGACUGCAGCUCCAGCGGCACCGCCAAGCACCUCAGGGUUGGACAUAUACUUACCGCCUUCAUCCCCCCUCUUCGUGUAUUCGCCAAACAUACCGCCUCCGCCCGCAGGAGCAUCUGCCGAUGCGAACUUUACGAGCGCAUGGAAGGGCAUUGGCGCUUCCACUGGCGCAGCACCAGCUCAGAGCGGAGGAUGGGGAGAUACUACCCCCAAGGGUAGCGAAGCGGGCGCAGGAAACGUCAAGCAAACGGGCGGAAACGCCGCAUUUGUGUUGAACGGUGUACAUCUGACCUCCUUCACUCCAAUCUUUGACGCCCCACAAGGCUAUUCUACUUCCCUCUUGUCCUCGACGAAUGGCCCAGCGGCAGCAUGGACAACCAACCAGACCUUCCCACAACCUUUCGGUCCCUCUUCCCUUCUAUUCGCUGUAACAUGCGCCGAUCCUGCCGCCUGCCCUUCCGCCCCCUUCAUUUUCCAUGGCGCUCACAUCGGGACAGAAGUGGCUCCGCCAGCCGCUUCCGGAGCAGCAGGAUCAGCCGUAAAGAACGCCGUAGCGGACGACGCAUCCGGGCUUGUCAAGUAUACAGGCUGGAGUCCGGCGGGAAAGGACAAUAAUGUCAUUGCUCCGGGCAGCGGUGAUUAUGGUGGGACACUGAGUAUGACUGCCACGGCCAAUGCUUCUGCUAUCGUCAAGUUCAGAGGUACUGCCGUCCUUUUGCGAGGUGUCACCGCACCGCCCCUAGGCAUGUUCACCAUCGCGCUGGACUCUGCGACCCCACAGGCAUAUACCGCGCGAGACGAGGUGACGACACACGAUGUCGCCCUGUUCUUCGCUUCUGCCCUGGAUGGGACAGCAGUGCAUCAGCUGGCGCUCACAACUCUACCUGGAGGUGAUGGAAGUACGGGAGCUGUGAUUGACAGAGUGGAAGUAUGGGGUGCUGAAGGCGCUGUCGGCUUCCUCGGGGAUGACGGGAAUAUUGUCAUUCCACCAGUAUCACCGAUCGUCCCACCUUCCACAGGCGGUGGCGGCAGCGGUGGCGGAAAUGGCGGUACCAAUCCCGGCGGCACCCUUACUGGCGCAACAGGUGGUGGCGCACCCAGUGCAGGAGCCGUGGUCGGAAUCAUCAUCGGUGUUCUCGCAGCACUGAUACUGAUGUACUAUUUCUUCCGAAAGUAUGGUCGACCAGCUGUAGUCAAGCCGAAAAGCAAUGAGGUAAACAAGUGGGACGCGGCGAAUAAUCUGCAGGCGAUGAAACAGGAGGCGGUGUUGGUGACGACAGUGGCGGAACAGCGAUAUGUCUACCCGGGAAUGAUCGCUUACUCCGACUUGAAGGCAAAGUGA
Molecule: messenger RNA, 1350 nt
Organism: Dioszegia hungarica
Lineage: Eukaryota; Fungi; Basidiomycota; Tremellomycetes; Tremellales; Bulleribasidiaceae
Exons: 6
Coding region: 1-1350 (449 amino acids)
Source: RefSeq, a predicted model, not a curated record